AUGGCUACGGCCGAGGUUUUGGCGUUCCCAGGGACAAUUCUGGAAAGCGCAUGUGGUUGGAGAACAACGACCCAGCCCUCACCGACUGGCUGGGAUGAACAAGAUACAAGCAUCCGCCUGGGCAUGAUCGCCCGGGCGUGGUUGCAAGCUAGGCGCCAUGCUACGACUCGAUAUACCCUCCUCUGGAGGAACUCUCACUCAGCCCUCAACAACCCCUCAUCUCCCCUCACGGUGCCCGAAUGCGCCCCGCGAUGGUCUCGACGCUUCGCCCCUCUGCCCGAGCCCUCGGAUUCGACCGACAUGGUCAUGGACCCUACCGCUACUGACGCCUGCGCCAGCCAACAUUCUCCCACAUUGCUGUCAUCGUUCCCGCUGCCUCCAACAUCUACCCCGCAAGAGCGACGGAGGCGCAGUCGCGAUGCUUUCUUCGCCGACCCGACCCAGGAAUUUGAGGUUGACUUUUCUUCCGAGGACGGCUUCUGGCAAGCUGCAAAAAAGAAAAAGAGCGCUGCUGCCAAAGCUGCCGCCAACAAGCCUGUCGAGACCAACAACAACAACAAUGACGACGACGGCACCAAGAAGAACGACGAAGGCGGCAGCGGCGAUCAGGGUGGCGACGCUGGCAAGAAUGAUGGCAGUGCCGGUGGUGCUGGCGGGGACGGAGGUGAUGGAGGGGAUGGCGGCGCUGGUGGCGGCGGCGGCGAGCCUGACCCUGUUGACGACUGGGGCAGCUUCGCACCCGCCAAGAAGAAGAAGGGCAAGAAGGGCGCUGCGGGAGACCCUACCCCCGAGGAGCCGCCCGCCGAUUCUUUCCAGGAAAUCAAGCUAGACGAUCCAAACGUGGGCUCGGGCGGGCUCGACAUCAAUUUUGGCACCACAGACACCAAACCAUCAUCCUUUGGCACGUGGGGCACCAGUUGGACCACAGGAGGGGCAUGGGACUUUUCCAGCACCAACAAAGACGCCGCGCCUGCUGAGCCCAAGGAGGACGACAGUGCUUGGGGCAUCAAUCGUCCAAAGCCCAAGAAGAAGGGCAAGAUUGGCUUUGGGUUUGGUGAUGUCGAAGAAGUUGCCGAAGAACCCCCGGCGACAUCUCCCCCAGAGGAGAAGAAAGAAGAUAUUGGCUUUUCCUUUGGCACGGCUGCUUCUAAAAAGGAUAAGAAGAAGAAGAACAACCCAUGGGGGGAUCCGGAGCCCGAGCCCGAGCCGGAACCAGCUCCGAUACCACCUCCAGCUCCCGACCCAGAACCCGCUGUCGACGAUUGGAUGGCCACGACAACGACUUCCAAGAAGGACAAGAAGAAGAAAAAGAAGGGUGUGGCCGAGCCAGAACCGGAGCCGCAGCCACCUGCUCCAGAGCCAGUACCUGAUCCGCCGAAGGAAGAGGACGACAUCUGGGAUAGCUGGGGGACUGGGAAAAAGAAAACGAAGAAGAAGGAGGAACCGCCAAAAGAACCAGACCCACCGCCUGUACCGGAGCCCGAACCCGUGCAGGACGACGCCUGGGGCUGGGGAGCGACAAGCAAAAGUACCAAGAAGAAAAAGAAGGGCGCCGUUGCUGAGCCCGAGCCGGAACCGCCCGACGAGACCUGGGGCGACUUUGCAGCGCCAACUUCGAAGAAGGACAAGAAGAAGAAAAAAAAAGGCGCUGCUGCGGAGCCGGAACCGCCGCCUCCUGUGGUGCCUGAACCCGAACCGGAACCCGAACCUGUGCCAGAGCCGGUGCCGGAGCCAGAACCCCCCAAGGCCGACGAUGAUUUCAUGAGUGGCUGGGGCGCUACUGGCAAGAAGGACAAGAAAAAGAAAACGGCAUCGAUUUGGGACACCCCUGAGCCGGAGCCUUCGCCCCCGCCCCCACCUGAACCAGUGCCAGAGCCGGAACCGGAGAAGAAGGACGACCCCUGGGGUGCCCCUGUAGCCACUUCCAAAAAAGACAAGAAGAAGAAAAAGAAGGGCGCUGUUGAGGAACCUCCGCCCCCGCCUCCGCCUCCGCCUGAACCCGAGCCUGUUCCGGAACCCGAGCCGGAGCCUGUCAAGGAAGAUGCCUUUUGGGACGAUUUCGGUAGUAAGAAGGAGGACAAGGCGGAGCCAGAACCCGAGGUCGACAUUUGGGGGACAGCUGUCGCUAAGAAGGAUAAGAAGAAGAAGAAGAAGGGGGCGGAUCCGGAACCUGAGCCAGAACCCGAACCCAUCCCGGAGCCGGAGCCGGAGCCUGCGCCAGCGGCCGCCGAACCUAGUUCUUGGGACAUUUGGGGUGCCGUUAGCUCUAAAAAGGACAAGGAUAAGAAGAAGAAAGGUAACGAAGCAACCCCCUCAGCCAACAACGCCACAAGCAAAGUCUUUGGAACCUCUGGAACCGACUGGAUGAGUGCAUUCGGCCAAAAAACUGACGCGAAGAAAGGUAAAGCAUCGGCCUUGGUUGAUUUUGGCCAGGACGAUACGCCCGCGGCGGAAGAACCACCACCUGCAGCUCCGGAAGUAAGCGACCCCAUGGCCGAGGAUGACUUUAUCAGCUCCUUCGAGAAGAAGACCAAGAAGAAAGAGGCAACUACUGACAAAACCUGGAAGCCGGACGCCAUUGAGGAGCCUGUGGACAUAUGGGGCGCAGCCUCCUCGAAGAAGAAGAAGGACAAGAAGUCCAAGAACGUCCCGGUCGAAAUCGUAGAGGAAGAACCCGCACUGGAAACCGUGCAGCCGGAUUCUGUCGAAGAGACCAAGGACAGCAAAGCCGCUGACGAUCUGGACAUCUGGGGAACGUCUUCAAAGAAGAAGUCAAAGAAAAGCCGUAAGGACAUACUUGCCGAGCCUCCGCCACCAGCACCGACCCCUCCCAUGGACUUGACUGAGCCUGAAGCAGAACCUGAACCUGAACCGGAGAAGCCGAAGAAGGAGCCCAAGCUAAGUGAGAAGGAGCUGAAGAAGCUCGAAAAGGAGAAGAAGAAGGCUGAGAAGGAAGAGGCUGCCCGCAAGGCCCAAGAGGAGAAGGAGGCGGAAGAGCAGGCGAAAAAGGAAGAGGAAGAGCGCAUCGCUCGUGAAGCGGAAGAAGCCGCAGCUGCCGAGGCCGCCGAGGCCGCUCGCCUUGAGCAGGAGGCGCUUGCUCUCGCCGAGGCAGAAGCGGAAAAAAUCCGCGCGGAGGAGAAGGAGCUCGAGGCUCUCAUCACAAAGAAGGCCAAGCGAGGGGGUAAGCUGCUGAAAAAGGACCAGGUUGUAUUCGACCGCCUGACCAAAGCCGCCAACGAGCGCGCCGAAGCGAAAGCUGCCGCGGAGGAGAAUGUCGGCGACGACGCGCUGGCAGCGCUGGAGGCUGAAGAAGCCGCGGCGCAAGCGGCCAAGGAAGAAGAGGAGCGACUUGCCCGCGAAGCGGAGGAGCAGGCUGAGCGGGAGCGUCAGGAGGCGGAAGCGGCUGAAGCUGCAGCGGCGGAGGCGGCGGCGGCAGAGGCGGCGGCGGCAGAGGAGGCGGCGGCGGCAGAAGCGGCGGCGGCGGCAGAAGCAGCAGCAGCCGCAGCCGCAGCCGCAGCUGAAUCUUCCAAGAAAAAAUCGAAGAAGAGCGCCAAGGCCGAGAAGGAGUCCAAGUCUAAGUCCAAAUCCAAGGCGAAGGAGCCUGAGCCCGAGCCCGAGCCCGAGCCAGCACCCGAACCGGAGCCCGAACCGGCGCCCGAUGCAGGUGGGGCUGACCUGGACGACGCUAUGAAUGAGCUCAGUCCCGAGCAGAUCGAGGAACUGCUUGCUCCUGAGGCCGAGGAGGCGAAGCCGUCGAGCGACGCCUUCAGCUUCUGGGGCGCAAAGAAGCCUUCCAAAAAAGAAGCUGCCUCGAGCGACUGGAAGGACACCUUCUCAUCUUCGACCGCCGACAAUGUCAUGAAAUCGUCUUCCGCUCGCAAGGCUAGCAAACUCGCCGACCGGCUCAAAGCCUUUGAAGCGCCCGUCGAAGAACCCGAAGUCGAAGAAGCCCCACUCGCGCCCCCGCCACCUCCAGAGCCGACCAGGGAGGAGAAGAAGCGUUCCAAGCGGGACAAGGACAGAUCGCUCGUCGAGCCCGUUGAAGAAGCCAGUCAUCCCAGGAAGCACAAAUCUGAGCUUCCCGGGUCAUUUCCCGAAGAUGACGACGAGAUUGUAGGCAUUAUCGACAUGUCUCCGGGCAAGAAGAGCAGCAAGAAGAGUAAGAAGAGGUCCAAGGAGGAUGUCCCACCCGAAGCACCACCUCCGCCUCCCCCUCCACCUGCGGUUCCCGACGCGCCUCAACCUUUAACGCCACCGCCCGACGAUGCGAAGCCCCUCAAGAAGGAGCGCACCAAGAUCAACCGCGAGGGCUCUGCCUCCUGGGGUAUGUGGAACGCCGCUACGCCAGCUACACGUGACAAGGAAAGGGAGAAGGAGAAGAGACCGUCAAGAACCACGUCCGAGCGCAAGUCGAGAAGGUCGCCUACCGAAAAAGAAGAAAAGGGCUCCUCCAAGGGAUCAGCAUCAGACAAGGCCGAACGUUUAGACAGAUCGAGGGAGGCCCCAGGUCGGCCCAAGCUCAUGUCCAUGUUCAGCACCCCACCUGUCUCGCGAUCCACGUCGACCCGAGACAAGAGGCUCGGUGCCAGUGCAAGGCCUUCGCGACGCCAUUCCUACGAUGUCGGCGGCCUUGCCUCCCCUCCGCCGGAGGAAGCCCCUCCUCCGAUGGCAUCCAAAGCCGCCAAGAUCUUUGGCGUCGACAAGUCCGCGAGCAAACGUCGCAGGCGCGCUCCAGAGGACGACGACAUUGUCAUGGUGGGCGCCAAUGGCGAAGAUGUCAGCCCCACCAAGGAGCAACGGCGGCGGCGGACCAAGGCUCCCAAGGACGAGGACAUUGUCAUGGUGGAUGGCGACGGUCCAGCGGAGCCCCCGCCAUUGUCACGCAGCAACUCGACGGCGAAGAAGGGCUUCGGCGCCAUGUUUAGUGGUUUCAUGACACCAAAGGCUGAGCGCCCUGACCCGCUGCAACGGCGGAACACGUACGCGACGACGGACGACGAGGCAAGACGUGAACGUCGCCAGCGGAGCACUGCUGGCGACCCUGAAGCAGAUGAAGCGCCCGUGGAUGAUGACGAUCGCGAAGCUCGUCGCGCAGCUCGUAAGGCGAAGCGCGCCGAGCGCGCCGAAAGAGAGACUGCGGAGCGGGCCGCUGAGGAGGCGCGGCAAGCCAAGGACAAGGCGCGCCGCGAGCGACACCGCAAACGUGAGGAGGAGGCGGAGGCACGGCGUCACGAAGAGAAGGAAGCGAAACGCGCUGAAAGACGUGCAGCUCGCCAGCGCGAGGAAGAAGAGAAGCGUGCCAGCGCUGACGUCGGCGCUGAUGCGGGCGCUGAUGCCGAUGCCGAUGCUAGACGUGCUGAACGCAGACGCCGUCGCAAGGAUCGUGAGGCUGCUGCCGCUGGAGAGGCCACGGAAGCUGAGGCAAGACGUGCGGCGCGCGAUGAGCGACGUCGCGCCCGGCCAGUCGAGGCAUCUGAAGACGAGGAGGCAAGAUUGCGACGACGUGAGGCAAGACGUGCUGCUCGCGCGGCUGAGGAAGACAAUGGCCAACAUCGGAGCAGCCGACGCCGCUCCACGCAUCCGUCAGAUACCGAAGGUGUCUACCCAAAGCAAAGAUCCCGUCGCAAGGGCGAGGCUAAGCCAGCGUGGCCCCAUUCCGGUACAUCUUCCUGGGUCAAGGAGCACUCCGAUGCGCCCCCGCCGCCGGAGACCGAAGACGAAGCCAGGCGCGAGAGGCGUGAGCGUCGUCGACGAGCCAAGACUGAGGAUGCCACGGCGGACGAGGGCGAUGAUCGUCGCCGCCGCGCUCGUCGGGAGGAGCGGGAGCGGCGCAACGGCGCAGCACCGACGGGGGCGGGUGGCUCGGAAGGCAGCGAUGAGCGGCGGCGAUCUCUCUACGGGGGCGGCGGCACGAGCGCAGCCGCCGAGCCGGUUCCACCUCGAAGCAGCUGGUGGAGAAAGAUCACGGGUUGA
This is a messenger RNA of Verticillium nonalfalfae, 5973 nucleotides long. RefSeq lists its product as uncharacterized. Bases 1 to 5973 code for a protein of 1990 amino acids. The record is from RefSeq and is a predicted model, not a curated record. The transcript is spliced from 4 exons. NCBI's taxonomy places the organism in Eukaryota, Fungi, Ascomycota, Sordariomycetes, Glomerellales, Plectosphaerellaceae.